This is a messenger RNA of Cimex lectularius (bed bug), 1765 nucleotides long. RefSeq names its product rabenosyn-5 (gene Rbsn-5). Gene Ontology annotation, molecular function: metal ion binding. The transcript is spliced from 13 exons. The coding region runs from base 230 to 1651 and encodes 473 amino acids. NCBI's taxonomy places the organism in Eukaryota, Metazoa, Arthropoda, Insecta, Hemiptera, Cimicidae. The record is from RefSeq and is a predicted model, not a curated record.
UAGACUCUAGUAUGUUAACCUUCUGCUAGUACGGUUACUAAACUACUUAAGUAAUAAUUAUAAUAAAUAAAAUUUACUAGAAUUGAAUAAUUACUUUACAACCUUGCGAUACUCCCAGUUGUCUGUUUGUAUUUAACUAAGCUAUGGCCAUAACAGAACAUUUUAUCCGUAAUUACAGAUUAGUUCAGUAUAAAAAGUCUGACAAGUCGACAAUACUUAUUUGUUCGAAAUGGGGGAUGCUGAGCCUUCCGAAGUUUUGGAAGGAUUUAUCUGCCCAAUAUGUAAAGCCGAUUUUGGGAAUCCGAGAACACUGUUGUCCCAUUUUCAGGAGGAACAUUCCGAUGAACAGGAUUUAAUUAAGACAUUGAGAGAUAUUUUUGAUAAAGCCAAAAAGAAAAUACUAAAGCAUGAAGUUACAACUGAAUUUACUAGUCCAAGAUCUACGUCUACAAACAGUUUUGUUUACAUCCAGGAAUCCCAACAGAUGGGCUUGACUAGAUGUCAUAAAGAAUAUUUUAUGCAAAUAAGAGAAGAGAGACAGCAAAGAAUUGCCGUUCCCACAAAUCAAAUUAUAAUCAGAUUAGAAAAAUUAUUAGAUAAAAUGCCAACCGACCCUUCAAAAAGAAAGCAACAUGAAAAGGAUGUUGUGCCUUGGAUAAAUGGUAACGAUGUAAAGAGAUGUCCCAAUUGUGCUGAUCUGUUUCAUGUUGCCCGUAGGCAACACCACUGUAGAACUUGUGGGAGCGUCAUGUGCAGCGAUUGCAGCCGGUUUAUAUCUGUGUUAACAGCGAUAAAACUAUUAGAAAAAACUCUUCCUGAUGCGCCCUUGGAAUCCAACGGGGGAGAACACAGCCACAUCAGGUUAUGCGUUCAUUGCUUAAAUUUACUAGAUAUUCGCGAGGAGAGGAAAACUUCUAAAAACGUUAAUCCGAUAAUUAGCCAAUUUUACAAAAGGUUGUCGGAAUACAAAAUUGAAGCGGAUAAUUUUAUGGCCGACUAUAGGAAAAUGUGCGCUUCUUUGAAUUUGGGCGAAUCCACCUUUAGUUUAGAAGCAGCGCAGGAAUUGAAAUUCAGCCUGUUAAAACUCGCGGAAAAUAUUGAAGCUUUAAGUUCUAAAAUCGCUAUAUUGGGAAAGGACGCUGAGCAUCCUCCUCAAGGCUUAGAGUUAAGAUUACAAACAAUGAUAAGAGAUGCCACUACGAUGUAUCUAAGAAACCAUCUAUUAAAUCUACCAGAGUUACCGACUGAAGAUGAAUUUCAGAAAAUUCAAGAAAAAAGAAGGCAAGAGAUUACUGCUAAAAUACAAGAAGAAAAGACAAAACAACAAAUCAGAACUCCGGUCAAUCAUUCGACGAAAUAUAACGGUCCAUCUCCCCAAAAGCAGGCUUUAAGUAAAGGCCAAGGUUGGGUGCCAGAAACCAAAAAGAGGAAUGAAUCUGAUGACCCACUUAUUGAACAGAUGAAUAUAAUUAGAAGUUAUAUUAAAGAAGCAAAGCUUGCCCAUAAGAAUGACGAAGUCGCUAGUUUGGAAGAAAAUUUGCGCGAGUUGAAGAAAGAAUAUCUUAAAAAGCAACAGCAAGAUGAAUUCAAUUCAUCUGUGGACUCAUGUGAUACUACAAGUGAAACUAGUACUGAGGAAGGUGUUAAGUGAAAUUAACGCCAACCACGCUAUGAUUUGUUAAUGAUUUUUUUUUCAUAACAGAUAUUACUCAUCCAUACUAAUUUCUUUUGUUACCUUAUUAGCAGUAAAAACAUAUUUUUUAUA